AAUCAGCGUCGGUCUCGGUUUGCCCGCGAGUUUUUCAAAAUCAGUCCCCUUCUACAUUCAACAGGCGGUAACAUUGCUGCUCUAUUUUCCUAUUCUGUGCCAUUACGAUCGCACCGUUCAGAUGCACGAUGGCGAGCUCGAGUGAAUUUGAUGAUCCACAACCAUCGACCAGCACACGCAAAGCGGUCUGUCCGAUCUGCGACAAGUGGUUCCCGAUCGCCAACAUCGAGCAGCAUGUAGAUGAGUGUCUGACGAUGACUCACGGAAACGAUGGCAGUCCGGGCGAACAGCAGCAACAGCAGCCAGCUUCCAAUACACCAACAUCCUCGCAAGGGCCAAAGCGUAACUUUAGCAUCUUCGAGCGCAGCCCAAAACCGGCAAAGCGCGGUCGAAAUGAAACCGCCCCGGCGGCACCUACCGUAACGUCCAGCGCCAAAGCGGAGCAACCGAUCGAAAUCACCAGCCUCGACACGGACGAUGAGGAGGAGCCGGCAGCAAGCGACAGCCAAAACAAAAAGCCCAAAAUGAUGGAUCCAGCGCCAGCCGCUCGACCGGCACCGUCGUGCCCAAAUGCGACCCCAGAAUCGAACGUACCGCUGGCCGAACGGGUCCGUCCCUCGACCAUCGAAGAGUACGUCGGGCAGGAGCAGAUCAUCGGGCAGAACACGAUACUGCGCAAACUGUUCGAGCACGAUACGAUCCCGAGCAUGAUCCUGUGGGGACCGCCCGGCUGUGGCAAAACGACACUCGCCAACAUAAUUGCCAACCGGUGCAAGCGGAACGUGGGCACGCUGCGGUUCGCCAAGCUGUCCGCCACGAUGGCGGGCGUGGCGGAGGUGAAGGAGGUGGUAAAGGUGGCGAAGAACGAGUCGAAGUUUAAUCGCCGCACGAUCCUGUUCAUGGACGAGAUCCAUCGGUUCAACAAGCAGCAGCAGGACAUCUUUCUGCCGCACGUGGAAUCCGGCACGAUCACGCUGAUCGGUGCGACGACGGAGAAUCCCUCGUUCAGCCUGAACUCGGCCCUGCUCAGCCGGUGCCGGGUGAUCGUGCUGGAGAAACAUACGGUGGACAGCAUGAUGCGCAUCAUUGAACGGGCGCUGCCCGAGUACAAAACGGUCAUGGUGCCGGCAAGCCUGAACAACAACGUGCCGGACCUGAGCAAGACGUCGUACGUACCAAGGAUGCUUGUACACGAGGAAACUAUCCGAUGGCUGGCGGAAACCUGCGACGGUGACGCACGGAUCGGGCUGAACAGUCUGCAGCUUGCCUUAUCGAGUGCUGCCGCGCCGCCGCCCGCAACCAACGGCCGCUCGUUCACCGAUUCGCUCAUCACCGUCACGCUGGAGGAUGUGCGCGAGGGUCUGAAGAAAUCGCACCUGCUGUACGAUCGGAAGGGCGACCAGCACUACGACAUCAUAUCCGCGCUGCACAAAUCGAUCCGCGCCUCGGACGACAACGCCGCCCUGUACUGGGCGACGCGCAUGGUUGCGUCCGGCGAGGAUCCACGCUACAUCUGCCGGCGUAUGGUGCGGAUGGCGAGCGAAGAUAUUGGGCUGGCGGACGCGAACGCACUGCAGGUAGCGACCGCAACGCUGAACGCCGUCCAGUCCGUCGGGCUGCCGGAAGCGGACUGCAUCAUCGCGCAGUGUGCGGUGUAUCUGGCCCGCGCCCCGAAAAGCCGCGAGGUGUACGAAGCGUACAAGCGGUGCCGGGCAGCGAUCGACGGGUGGAAGGGCCCGAUGCCGGGCGUGCCGCUGCAUUUGCGCAACGCGCCGACCAAGCUGAUGAAAGACCUCCGGUACGGCGCCGGGUACAAUCUGCUGCACAAGGACGAGUCGGGCCUAACGUACAUGCCGGAGGGGCUGGAAGAUGAGAACUAUUUUUCGGAAUAGUUCACGCCGUUGGAAAAGGGGCGUGUUAGACACCCCCACACGCUUGUUGUUCUUCUUCUGCCGGUAUCUCAUUUUCGCUGUAAAGUAUUAUUUCCUCCUUGUGAAGGGGGGACACGACCGAUACCCGUAUCAACCAACUGCGUAUUGGCGCUCCAUUUACAAAAUACAAAAAAGUAAAACACGUUUUCAUU
This is a messenger RNA of Anopheles arabiensis, 2083 nucleotides long. Its product is annotated as ATPase WRNIP1-like. Gene Ontology annotation, cellular component: nucleus. The transcript has 2 exons. Bases 129 to 1892 code for a protein of 587 amino acids. NCBI's taxonomy places the organism in Eukaryota, Metazoa, Arthropoda, Insecta, Diptera, Culicidae. Gene Ontology annotation, molecular function: single-stranded DNA helicase activity; enzyme activator activity; ATP binding. Gene Ontology annotation, biological process: regulation of DNA repair; DNA repair; DNA-templated DNA replication. The record is from RefSeq and is a predicted model, not a curated record.